Messenger RNA from Trichomycterus rosablanca, 1876 nucleotides. It is a transcript of the gene mmp28, whose product is annotated as matrix metallopeptidase 28. Gene Ontology annotation, biological process: collagen catabolic process; extracellular matrix organization; proteolysis. Bases 1 to 1539 code for a protein of 512 amino acids. The record is from RefSeq and is a predicted model, not a curated record. Gene Ontology annotation, cellular component: extracellular matrix. Gene Ontology annotation, molecular function: metalloendopeptidase activity; zinc ion binding. The transcript has 8 exons. Lineage: Eukaryota; Metazoa; Chordata; Actinopteri; Siluriformes; Trichomycteridae.
AUGGACUUAAAGUCUCCAGUGUUUUAUCUGCUGUGUGGGAUUGUAUCUGUUCGUGUAAGUGCUUCUCUGGAACCAGCUGAUGCACAGGGAUUUCUCGAAAAGUAUGGCUACUUCAAUGACCAGGAUCACACACACAGUGCAGAGGAAGUCACAUCAGCUGUCAGAGAGUUUCAGUGGCUGUCCCAUCUGCCCCUCACGGGGAAGCUUGACAGCACCACACUGGAGAAGAUGGUGUCACCACGCUGUGGGGUAAAGGACAGAGGUGGACAGAAAGCUUGGGCACAGCGGGUUGAGACCAUUUUUACAGGCCAAAGCCAGCAGCACUUACGCAAGAAGCGCUUUACUCGGCCAGGAGGAAAAUGGUCCAAGAGUCACCUAACGUACCGCAUCCUGAACUGGCCCCGGCAGCUCUCCCAGGGACCUGUGCGACUGGCGGUGCAAACGGCCUUCCAGCUCUGGAGUAACGUGUCCGGAUUGGUCUUCAAGGAGGUGAACGAUGGUCCCACGGACAUACGACUGGCGUUUUAUGAGGGAGAACACAACGAUGGCACCAGCAAUGCAUUUGAUGGUCCAGGUGGUGCGCUUGCACAUGCUUUCUUCCCAUUCCGAGGUGAGGCUCACUUUGAUAAAGCUGAAUACUGGACUCUGAGCAGCCACAAAGGUCAGAACCUCUUCUUGGUCACUGCCCACGAGAUUGGCCACACGCUGGGACUGGAGCAUUCACCCGUUCGUCACGCCCUCAUGUCGCCCUAUUACAAGAAGCUUGGUCGCAGUCUUCUGCUCAGCUGGGAUGAUAUAACAUCUGUGCAACAGUUAUAUGGAAAACCAUCCAAAGGAACAGUGGUGCAAAUCCCAGGCGAGAAACUUAAACUGGCUAUGCAGGACUGGGAGUUAGCUGAGGAAGCUACAGGCAGUCCUUCUCUCCCCCACUACUGUAAGAACCUGUUUGAUGCCAUUACAAUAGAUGGGAAAGGAUCAGUGCUGGUAUUCAGAGGCAGCUUGUACUGGACAGUGUCAUCUGAUGGAAAUGCAAGUGCUCCACUUCCUUUCCAGAAGCGCUGGCCUCAUCUCCCACUUGCUAUCGACGCUGCUGCGUUCUCCCCGCUGGACAGAAAGCUGUACUUUUUCAGAGGGAAGCACAUUUGGCGAUACUCUGGUUCUACCCUGGACCCUGGAUUCCCCAAGAAGAGCAGCGAGUGUGGCAUGCCUCGCCACCCAGAAUGCACCUUUUUCUACCCUCCUCUGGGCCACAUGGUGGUCUUCAAAGGCCCACGUUACUUUGUGCUUAACCUGGAGACGCUCCGCUCUGAGCCGUACUACCCGCGAAGACUUGCCGAUUGGAAAGGAGUGCCUGAAGGGGCUAACGGGGUCGUAACCUGGGCCGAUGGUAGGCUUUACUUCUUUCGGGAACAGAAGUACUGGAGGUUUGAUCCAGGGAAGGUGCGCGUCACGGCCAGUGGGCAGUGGACGAAGGAGCUGGCGUGGACCGGCUGCUAUAAAACUCAGUUGAGCGACAUACAGACCAAAUCACUGUCUUAGGUGAAACGUUCUGGAAUCAGGGGCCACGUGCAAUUCAAAAAUGAGAUCAAAUGGUCAUAAAAUUAAAAUUCACUGUAUGCUGUAGGCAUUGUUUGGUAUUUUUACAUAUAUAAACUUGUCUGGUGCUAAUUGCUGAUGUUUUGUGGACAAGGACAACAAGACUGAGGUUGUUUUUGUUAAUUAAAGACUGUAGAAUAAAACACCUCGGCUUGGUAAACCAUUUUUAAUGUAUAUAAGUAAAUCAUGUUAUUUAUGUCUUUUAAAACACAAGAUACUAAAAUAUAAAUAUAUAACUGGGAUAGAUAUCAUCUCAAAAUUAUUGCAAUUGUUUAUUGAA